UGUAUGGAACAGAGAAGUGCGAAUCUCCUUUUGUGUCCCACACAAGAAAGAAAGCCAUACUUGUUUUUGAACAACAUGAGGCUGUCUCGGCACAUUACGAGAGAUCAGCGACGUCUUGACCGAAUGCACUGGAAAUCAGAUUGCCAGGUCUUUGGAUCUUCGAGGACACCCGAGACAGGCUUUCCAUUAAAGCAUGAAUGUCACACUCCCAUCUUAGAACAGCUGAAGAAACGUGUGUGCAGUAAUCGGAGCGGCCCGCUGGGACCUCGCAGAACAUCUUAUUCAGUACAGGCCAAACAAACAAAGAUGGAGUCUGACAGUGAAGAGAAUCGCAGCGAAACAUGUGAUGGCACAAUUCUGCCUGACUGCAUCGCUGAGGCGCCCAGCUCGCACCUCGGAGCGGGUAAAAAGCGCGCGGCCGCAGAAGGGGUCCGCGGGGCGCCAGUCAACAAGAGGAAAUCUCUCCUGAUGAAGCCCCGCCACUACAGUCCCAGCCCCUGCCCCAGCGAGGAAGACCUGGCAAGCGCUCGGGACAAAGACGCGCCCAGGAACACUGACACUCCAGCAGAUGAGGAACUCAACGGCAGUGAUGUUCUGGAAGACACUGUCUAUCACAACGCAAACUCUCACCACUUGUUGUCAUGGUCGGAACAAACGAGCGAGGGUUCGCCAGACCUGAUGGCUCAGAUAUCCGAGCACCAGACCGAGCAAGAAGAGGAGGAACACAACCAGGACUUUGAAGACCAAAAUCAGGAGGAGAUCAGAGCCAACUAUCACCUUUCUCCAGACAGAGAGGCAGACGAGGAAGAAUGGAGCGUUCCUCCGUCUCUAACGAAAGUCAACGGGAUCCAUCACAGCCCCAGUCCACCUGCAGACGACGCUUUCAUAAAGAGACUCCGAAUAGGUCAGCAGUUCCACGAAGAUGCUCUUUCUGCUUACAUCAACAGAAACAGUGCUGGGAACUUUAUGGAGGAGUAUGGCUCUGUGCGAGAGUUCAGCGACAGUGAGGAGGAGCUCCAGACGCCCAGGAUUGAGGAGCGAGGAGGUGUUUGGGGUCCAGGUCUGAUGGCCAGACGUCUGGAGCUGGACAGAGCCCGGCUGAACCUCAGUCUUCUAGAGCAGGCCAUGGUGCUGCAGUCUGAACAUAGACAGGUCAUCCAAAGUGCCUACAAAGACAUGGACCGCUUCCUCCUGGAGCAGAUGAACCAUGAUCGGAGGCAGCAGAGGAUGCUGGAGAUAGACGCUCGCUCCAUGUACCACAGCAGCAAAGACUCCCCUCGGACAGAAAAGAAAGACAUCAAAUGUCCGACCCCGGGCUGUGACGGGACGGGUCACGUGACAGGCCUCUACCCUCAUCACCGGAGUCUAUCAGGAUGUCCCCACAAAGUCAGAGUGCCCCCAGAGAUCCUUGCCAUGCACGAAAACGUCCUUAAAUGUCCGACCCCUGGCUGUACAGGAAGAGGUCAUGUCAACAGUAACCGUAGCACGCAUAGAAGUCUCUCAGGCUGCCCGAUAGCGGCUGCGGAAAAGAUCUCCAAACCGCAGGAGGAGCCCACAAAGUGCAGACAGAGCGCAGAGAGAAUGGCCAGGCCUUUAGGAAACAUGAAGAAAUUUGACUUCACAUACAGAUUUGCUCAUCCUAUGGCAGCGUUGCAGGCCAGCAUGGCCAAAGACAUGGACAAGUACACUAAAGGCCAUUUUGACUACGCCAGUUUUGACGCCCAGGUCUUUGGCAAGCAAGCUCAGAUGGCAUCCGACCAGAGUCACGAAUCUUCACACUUUCCUGACUCCGCUCAGUUCCCUUAUUUUCUGGCUCCUGGUGGUCAUAUGAUCAUGCCCGGAGACAACAGCCCCAUUCGCCAUAAAGCCCAAAGCAACGCCCUCCAGUCCAACAUGGCAUCCGCAGCCAUCCUCAACCUCUCCACCCGUUGCCGAGACAACAGCGAGGCCCUGCCCCCCAGCCGGCCCCUGGCAUCAUCCACAAAGGACUCGCUCAUUGAGGUAGACGAGAACGGAACGCUGGAUUUAAGUAUGAAGAAAAAGAGAGAAAAGUCGCGAGACUCUCCUGUGAUGCCAGUGUUGGGGGACGCUCUUUUCACCCCACCCGAACACUCUCUAGCCAAAGCUGCGGGUCUCCAGAUCUCUCCAGCCAUCUACCACGUCCUCUAUGAGCGGGAUGCCUGGGACACGCCGCUGAACUUCAGCAAAACACCCGUGCAACAGGACAAAGAGAUGGAUCAGUUGGAGAAGGCGUCUCUAGAGGAUAAAGCGUACAAUGGGGACGCUAACAUGGCAAAUGCAAAAAACAAGAUGCUCAUAAGAGACACCAAAAAAGAGCUGAUGAGUUGUCCGACACCAGGUUGUGAUGGCAGUGGUCACGUGACAGGAAAUUACGCGUCGCACCGAAGUGUAUCUGGUUGCCCAUUGGCUGAUAAGACCCUGAAAUCACUAAUGGCUGCUAAUUCUCAAGAGCUAAAGUGCCCGACUCCUGGUUGUGACGGCUCAGGUCAUGUGACGGGAAACUAUGCAUCUCAUAGGAGUCUGUCAGGAUGCCCUCGUGCCAGGAAAGGAAGCUUGAAGCUCACGCCAAGCAAAGAGGACAAAGAAGAGCCGGAGAUGAAGUGCCCGGUGUCAGGGUGUGACGGGCAGGGCCACGUGUCGGGUAAAUACACGUCCCAUCGCAGCGCUGGAAGCUGUCCCAUCGCCAGCAAGCAGCAGAAGGAGAGCUCCGUCAACGGGUCGGCCUUCUCCUGGAAGAUCUGCAAACAGGAGCUUCCUCACUGCCCUCUGCCCGGCUGCAACGGCCUGGGUCACGCCAACAACGUCUUCGUCACGCACAGGAGUUUGUCAGGAUGUCCACUGAACGCCCAGAGCAUCAAGAAGAAGCUCUCCGAGGACGAGAUGAUGACCAUCAAACUCAAAACCAGCAGUGGUAUUGAGAACAAUGAAGACAUGCAGCACUUGGAUCAUGAAAUAAAGGAGCUAAAUGAAUCCAAUCUGAAGAUAGAAGCAGACAUGAUGCAGCUCCAGACUCAGAUUUCAUCCAUGGAGUGCAACCUAAAGACCAUCGAGGAGGAGAAUAAGAUAAUUGAGCAGCACAACGACAGUCUGUUGAAGGAGUUAGCGCGUCUCAGUCAAGCACUUAUCAACAGUCUCACAGAUAUACAGCUGCCGCAAAUGGGUCCGAUAAAUGAACAGAACUUCGAAGCCUACGUGAACACACUGACGGAUAUGUACAACACUUCAGAGCACGAGUACUCGCCAGAAUGCAAAGCCUUAUUGGACAGCAUCAGACAGGCCAUAAAGGGCAUCCACGUAUAAGGCCAAACUCUUUCACGGGGGGCUGGCUUUGUGAUAUGUGCAAGAUGUGUCUCGUUUAAAUUGCUCCAUUCCACGACAAACUCAUUGCACUGAAAAAUACCAGCCACAUUUUUACAGCUCAAUGUUCCUUGUAGUGAGAUUUGACCUCCUUUUGCACUUAUUUAUUUCCUAUGGUUUGCUUGACUUUAUUCCGUAUUGUUCUUUUGCGUGUUGUUCUAUUAUUGCUGCAUAUUAUCUUUAUUCAUCGGUACUAUUUAUCUCACAGUAAUCUUAUUUAUUUAUUGAUUUAUUUAUUUAUUGCUAUCAUAAUUGUUGUUUUUCUGUUUCGUUCCUGCAACUCCAAAAAUGCAAGGCCAAUCUUACAUAUUGUGAAUUUUAAUUUAUUUGACAUUUACCUGCGUUUGUUGUACAAUAACUCGCUGGCAUUCGUGAUGAUGAUGAUGAUUUCUUUUUUUUUCCUUCUACUUUUUUUAGUAACGCAGAUGUCAAAUGUGAGAAUAGUCCACUUGCGCCACCUGUUGGUGAGCAGCUGUCAUUGCUCCAUUAGAGCCGUAUGGGUUAUUUUUUAACGAAUCCACAAAUGGCAUCAUUUGUUUCCAUGCAUAAAUCUGUAUUCUAAUAAGCGAGCGAGCGAGCGAAAAGAAAAAUAUUUUAUCUCCAAUUUUAGACUCUUGGAACUACUGUACAGUGACACUUGACCAGAGCAAAAAUCAAACCAUCCAGGAAGAAGGACAUCAUCAUUUAUUUCCGUUUCUGCUCAUAUGAACUGCCUUUGGUGUGCACAUCCAUGUGUGUGCAUAUAUGUGCCUAAAUGUAAAUGAGUACAUGGAAUAUGAUAUGUUUUGUGGUAGAGCAGUAUUACGUGAAUGGUGAUUCAUUUUAUUCUGCAGUAUAUUUAUUUUCUGAAUGAAAAGCCUCUAAACUCUGUUUACCUACAGUUUAUACGCCAUUUUAAGUAUGUAAUAAUAUUCUUGUAAAAAAAAAAGAAAAAAAAGAAGUGUUUUAUGAUCAGGCACAAUACUUUUUUUUUAUUUUAUUUUCUGAACUCCUCAACCUUUGGCUUCUUCUGUGAGACAAACAGUGGGCUCUCGAUCUUUUCUCAAAGCACUUCAUGUCUUUAACCCACUAAAAUAUGGACAAAUCCACAGCGAAACAACUGCAAUAGAGAGUAAGCUUUCCAUUAUGACACUUGAUUUAGCGUUGAAAUGCAGGGCCGCUGUUAUUGGAGGCAUUUGCUGUGUGUUACGAUCACAAACGGCCUUGUUCUGGCACUUUUAAAGCUUUCUCUAACACUAAACGUACCCUUUUUGCACUUUUAUUCUGUUAUUUAGUGUUCAUUUGAGCGGGUCACAAGUGUGUGGUCGGUGCAGGUUUAAUCUAGUUUUACAUUGAUGUCAAAAACGGUGUUUAAGCAAAUUUGCAGGUCAUUCAGAGGAAAUAAAAACACUAUAUUAUCUGACCAAACGAGCAUAAUGAAUUGUACUGAAUCCGUUUUUGUUUGAAAUCCUAAAUUACUGUAUAAUUUAGAAAUAUUUCUGUUUAAAUGAUUUGUAAUUGCUAAUUUUUAAUUUAUAAACCACAGAUUGUUUGCUCAGGAAGUUUUGUGAGGAAUAUUUAUUUUUUUUUUUUUUUUGUUGUAUUUGAUGUUUUGUAAUGUGAUAAGAUUUUUUUGUGGGAAAGAAAAAAAUAGUAAAAUACACGGUACUGUAAAUGAUUUAGUUUGUUUUUGUUUUUUUAAAAAAAAAUGUUUUUUUGUUUUUUUUUAGUUCGAGUAGUUUGUAUAUCAGGAUUUCCUUACACUUUUAAAAUUUCAUAAGCAGUACUGCGCUGUGUUGUACAGUUUGUGUAUGGUAGAAAUAAACUAUUGAAAUGAUCUGCUUAGCGCUCAUUGUACAGUGGCUCAUAUAAAAAUAUUAUUUAUAUAAAAAUA
Pimephales promelas (fathead minnow) is the source of this 5251-nucleotide messenger RNA. RefSeq names its product ST18 C2H2C-type zinc finger transcription factor (gene st18). Gene Ontology annotation, cellular component: nucleus. Gene Ontology annotation, molecular function: DNA-binding transcription factor activity, RNA polymerase II-specific; RNA polymerase II cis-regulatory region sequence-specific DNA binding; zinc ion binding. NCBI's taxonomy places the organism in Eukaryota, Metazoa, Chordata, Actinopteri, Cypriniformes, Leuciscidae. The record is from RefSeq and is a predicted model, not a curated record. Gene Ontology annotation, biological process: regulation of transcription by RNA polymerase II.